Messenger RNA from Lolium perenne, 1225 nucleotides. Lineage: Eukaryota; Viridiplantae; Streptophyta; Magnoliopsida; Poales; Poaceae. The record is from RefSeq and is a predicted model, not a curated record.
GGCCACCUUCUUCUGUACUUCACCUGCUCGCCGUCGUCGUGACUCUGCUGCAACGGCUUUCCUCUCCGGCGCCGUCGUGGUGCCUUUCUCCGGCGCCGGCGCGCCACCAUGGGAACCGUCGAUGAGGGGGACGCGAUGGAGGUGGCGGCGGCAAGCGGGUGGCCCGGUUCCUCCCGCCGGAUCCACCUCCUCCAGUUCCUCCUCCACGCCUCCAAGCGGCUCGACCUCCGGCCCAUCGUCAAGUACUCCGCGCUCGAGUUCUUCGACGCGCGCUUCCUCCCCGCGCUCCCGAGGAAGAUGGGGUUCUGCGGCGCACGAAGCGGCCGAGCCGUCAGGUCCUGGCUGGUCGAGCCCCUCAGGGACAGCAAUCUGCAGCUCUUCGCCCUCGUCGCCGUGUGGAUCGCCAGUAAGAUCCAUGAGAUGAGACCGCUGGCAGUGAAGAGCCUCAAGGCGCUCAGCGACCGCAUCAUCGCCGACCAGCAUUUCACAUGCCGCGAUUUUGCUGACGCCGAGCUGGUGUUCAUGGAGGUACAGCUUCAGCGGUAUUGGAUUACAACAUUGGAUGCACAAACAUUGCUUUCAUACACUUGGAAGAGCUCCUCAUUCAGUUCAGGGAAAUAUCAAGUUAGGUGAUCUUGUAAAUAUGGAUGUGUGCAUGGAAAUCUUGGAUAUUCUGUAUGAGGCUGAAGAUACCUCAUGGCUUUUUAACUUUGCCUGUCCACUUGCUGCUUCGACUCUUGUUACUGCAUACGUUAUCUCAGUUCCUAAGCAGAAAUGGGAGUUUCCAAUAAUUCCCUGGGUCCAGUUCACUACUUCCUAUGCUGAAGAAGAGAUCUUGAAGAUUGUUAUGGCAAUUCUCAUGCAUGUGAUCAAACCGGAUGAAAUCAAAGAGAAGAACAAGAGAGAUUUCAGUAUGUGAGGCUUAUGCAUUGGUGAUGUGUACAACACAAGUGGCAGUGUCCAAAUUUUACCAAUGUAAGUACUAACGACGUACAACCAAGUACUUCUGUAGAACAUAGUGCAGCUUGUUUGUAUCUGAUCAUUUCUGAAUUGCGAUUUCCAAAAUAUGCCGAGUAGUGAUGCUUGCUAAUUAAUUAUGUAAAAUGUGGCGAAAGUAGUGGUGCCACAUUAUUACAUGACAAUUGAGCUGAGAUGAUUGAUGCACUGAUGCUGGAUCUGUCCUGAGCUUGCCAAUGCAAUGAUAUCCCCUCAUUUCCAUGUGGCA